AUGCCUAAACCAUCUGAAGAAGUUUGGAGAGAAUCGGAAGAAGGUUUUCGUGAAAAAUGGAAUUUUCCUAACGCGAUUGCUGCCAUUGAUGGAAAACACGUAUUGAUACAGGCACCACCGCACAGUGGAUCAAAUUAUUUUUGUUAUAAAAAACACUUUAGUACGGUGCUAUUAGCGUUAGUGGAUGCAAAUUAUAAAUUCAUAGUCGUAGAUAUUGGGGCUUUUGGCUUACAGAAUGGAACACUAAAUAUACCUUCACCAAAAAUACUACCAGAGGGCAAUGACGUAUUACCUCACGUCAUAAUUGGUGAUGAAGCUUUCCCAUUAUGCACGGAUUUAAUGCGACCAUACUCACGCGACGAUGCACAAAGAAACGAAGAAAAAAAAGUGUUUAACUAUCGGUUGAGUCGUGCUAGAAAUACUGUGGAAAAUACGUUUGGAAUAUUGGCACGGAAAUUUAGAAUAUUCGAACGUAAAUUGUCUAUGUCUCAAGAACACAUUGUGUGUGUGGUAAUGGCUACAUGCUGCUUGCACAACUUUCUAAGAAAUGACACGUGUCACUGGACAGAAAAUGAUUUGAAUAUUUCUAUUUCCAACAUGAUAGGACUGCAAGACUUAAGAAAUAUAGGUGGAAAUUCGAAAACAGAUGCUCUAGCAGUUAGGGAUGGUUUCAAAAGUUAUUUCAAUUCAGCAACAGUGUCAGUAGAAUGGUAA
Messenger RNA from Rhopalosiphum padi (bird cherry-oat aphid), 714 nucleotides. RefSeq lists its product as uncharacterized. Bases 1 to 714 code for a protein of 237 amino acids. The record is from RefSeq and is a predicted model, not a curated record. The transcript has 2 exons. NCBI's taxonomy places the organism in Eukaryota, Metazoa, Arthropoda, Insecta, Hemiptera, Aphididae.